Prorocentrum cordatum is the source of this 780-nucleotide messenger RNA. The record is from the annotation of a GenBank genome assembly. Lineage: Eukaryota; Dinophyceae; Prorocentrales; Prorocentraceae.
AUGCUGCUGGUGCGGUGCCCCUCCGCCACCUACCCGCGGGGGCGCGACAUGCAGCGGGUGACGUGCGGCAGCACCGGCAGCUUCUACUACGACGACGGCGACGACGCCAAGAUGACGUUCCUCUUCGACAGCACCCGGCACCCCACCAACUGCCAGACGCAGGCGCACCCCGCCGCACCGCACGGCCAGGAGGUCCUGGCGCACGCGGCUCCGCACGAGCCGGCCGGCCACGAGGCGCCGAGCCCGGCCGCCGCCGGCGCCCUCCCCGCCGGGGCGCGCCCCGCGCGCGCCCGCGUCGGCGCCAAGCGCGCGGUCGCCGCGGCUGGGGGCGACCCGCUCCUGUCCCCGGCGGGGCCCUGGCAGGGCCUCACCGGCGAGGCGGCGGACGACGCCGACGCCGACGCCGACGGCGUGGACGACGACGACGGGCCCGCGGCGGGCGCCGAGGAGGAGGUCGUGCUCUCCGCGGCCGCGGGCUCCGCCGGCCGCGCCGCGGUGCUCGUCGAGCCCUCCGGCGGCGUGCUGCCCGUCGGGGCGGCGGGCCGCGCGGGCGCGGCGGGCCUCGCGGGAGGCCUCGUCGAGGGGCCGCCGGCGGCCCGGCUGCCGGGCGCGGCGGGCGGCCGCCAGGGACGGCGCGGCGGGCUGCAGGCGCAAGAGGCGAGCCUCUUAGAGAGGACCUCCAGGCCGAAGGCCGCGAACGUCUCGGCGCUGGAGCCCUUCAGCGAGCAGGAGCUGCUGGCGCGGCUCGAGCGCACGAGGCUGCUCCUGGAGUCGCGGUAG